UCCCGCGCCCAGCCACCAGAUUCCAGGUUAAAAAAAAAAGAAAAUACAUUCACCGCCGGCUAAAAAUCCCAUAUAGCAUGGACUACGAGGUCUUCUAGUCUUCUAGAAUCCUGCGGCUGCGGGUGGAGAAGCCGACGAAACCUGCACAGGAGGGCAAGCACCAGUUCGCCGUCGCACGCAAGGUGCUUGAUGAAUUGUUCCACAUCAUAUUUGGCUUUGCUUGCGCUGCUCUCCUUGAGCAACUACUAGGAAACUAAAAGGAUGAUCGCGGGGAGACAUUUUCGCGUCUUCCACUGUUCCACACUCGGUUUCGGCCGGAAGAGUCUGACAUUUCCAAGUUUCCCUUCUCGAAUGAUGACUUCUUCUUGCCCCCCAGUACCCAACUGCGCUGGGAUGCGCGUGGAUGUUUUCUCUCGACAUCCUAAUCACCAUCGGCUGAACUGUCGCCGCGCUUUCUUUGUACAUACAUUUCCACGGGAUCGUGUUGCGUCGCGUCUCUCCUUUGCAUUGCCUUGCUCUAUAUAAGCCUUCGUAGUUCCCUGUAUUUGCAUCUUCCAUGCCUGCCUGGCUGCUACAUACUCAUUGCUGUUCCCUAUGACUGACGCUAUUAGCGCGGCUGGUUCGUGCCUUCAGCCCAUGUGCGAGUGCUUGACUGGCACCGGCAUUCUUGACGCUGCGGCCCAAAAGGUUGCCGCGUUCCUGCACCUCAAAUCCAACUGGGGUGAUCUCGAGAAGGCCAAGGAGCUACUGCAUGCCGUCGAGACAACGGUGAGAGCGCAAGUCACUGCGGAGGUCGACAAGCUAAACGUUUGUGAUCCUCAGGUGCAGGUCUGGCUCAGGCAUGUCGAUGAGCUACAGUUGGAGGCCAUUGAUGAGGAGUAUGGCCAGUUGAUGAAGUAUUCUUGCCUCUGCCAGUGCACCGUGCAUGCUGCUCGUCGUUCAAAGAUCGGUGGGCGUGUUGUUAAGGCACUGGACGAGGCGAAUAAACUUAUAGAGGAAGGGAGGCAGUUCAAUAAAUUUGGAUUCAAGCCCCUGCCGAAGAUUGUUAGUUCCUUGUCUGAAGUCAAGACGUUUGGUUUGGAUACCAUGCUGAGUCAGCUCCAUAAUCUGUUUGAGAAUGGUGACUCAAACAUAAUUGGUGUGUGGGGUCAAGGAGGUGUUGGUAAGACAACACUCCUCCAUGUUUUCAACAAUGAUCUUGAAAAGAAGUCCCAUGACUAUCAGGUUGUUAUCUUUAUUGAAGUAUCCAAUUCUGAGACAUUGAACACAGUGGAGAUACAGCAGACUAUCUCCGAAAGGCUUAAUUUGCCAUGGGAUAAAGAUGAGCCAACUGCCAAACGGGCCAAAUUCUUGGCAAAGGCUCUGGCAAGGAAAAGAUUCGUCGUGCUGCUUGAUGAUGUAAGGAAGAAAUUCCGACUGGAGGAUGUUGGUAUCCCAACUCCAGUUACCAACAGCCAGAGCAAGUUGAUCCUCACAUCACGUGACCAAGAAGUAUGCUUCCAGAUGGGUGCACAGAGGAGCUUGAUUAAGAUGCAGAUUUUAGGUAGUGAUGCUUCGUGGAAACUGUUCUUGAGCAAGCUGAGCAAGGAGGCUAGUGAAGCAGUUGAAUCUCUUGGUCCUCAGAAUAUUAUUAUGGAGCAUGCGAAGGCAAUAGCCCAAAGUUGUGGAGGCCUACCACUUGCACUCAAUGUCAUUGGGACCGCUGUGGCAGGCUUGGAAGAAAAUGAGUGGAAAUCAGCUGCGGAUGCAAUUGCUAUCAAUAUGGACAAUUUUAAUGGUGUGGAUGAAAUGUUUGCUCAGUUGAAAUACAGCUACGACAGACUCACACCCACUCAACAACAGUGUUUCCUGUACUGCACUCUUUUUCCAGAGUAUGGAUCUGUUAGUAAAGAGCAACUUGUCGAUUAUUGGUUAGCUGAAGGUUUGCUAUUAAAUGAUUGUGAGAAGGCUUAUCAGAUAAUCCGCAGUCUUAUUUCAGCCUGCUUGUUGCAGACCAGUGGCUCAAUGUCAACAAAGGUAAAAAUGCACCACAUAAUCAGGCAUCUGGGGCUUUGGUUGGUUAGCAAGUCAGAUACUAAGUUCCUCGUUCAACCAGGGAUGGCCUUGGAUAAUGCUCCACCAGCUGGAGAGUGGGAAGAAGCCAGAAGGAUCUCCAUCAUGUCUAAUAACAUCAGAGAGCUUUGUUUCUCACCAAAAUGCAAAAACCUCACCACAUUGUUGAUGCAGAACAACCCAAACUUGAACAAGAUGAGCACGGGAUUUUUCAGAACUAUGUCAUCCUUGAAAGUGCUUGAUCUUUCUCAUACCGCAAUAACAUCACUUCCGGAAUGUGAGACAUUGGUUGCAUUACAGCAUCUGAAUUUGUCGCACACACACAUUAUGAGAUUACCUGAGCGCCUAUGGUUACUGAAAGAGUUGAGGCAUUUGGAUCUCAGUGUUACUGUUGCACUUGAAGAUACCCUGAACAACUGCUCAAAGUUACAUAAGUUGAGAGUGCUCAAUCUCUUCCGCAGCCACUAUGGGAUCCGGGAUGUUGAUGACCUAAAUCUUGAUUCCCUGACGUCACUAUUGUUCCUUGGAAUCACGAUUUAUGCAGAGGAUGUGCUAAAGGAAUUGAACACACCUCGCCCUUUGGCAAAGUCAACACAUCGCUUGAACCUGAAGUACUGUGCAGAGAUGCAUUCAAUCAAAAUCUCUGACCUGAACCACAUGGAGCACCUCGAGGAGCUACAUGUUGAAUCAUGCUAUGACCUGAAUAAAGUGACUGCCGAUGCUGAGCUUACAACUUCUCGCUUGGUCUUCCUGACCCUUUCAGUCCUUCCCUCAUUGGAAAAUAUCAUUGUUGUACCGACUCCCCAUAAUUUUCAGUACAUCCGCAAAUUGGUCAUCUCAAAGUGCCCCAAGUUGUUGAACAUCACAUGGGUUCGAAGACUUCAACUGCUUGAGAGGCUUGACAUAUCUCAUUGUGAUGGGAUGCUGGAAAUUGUUGAAGAUGAGGAAGUUUACAGUGAGGAGCAGAAUGGAGCACAAAUGAAAAUACAGGAUCAUGAUUCAGAGAAACAAGAAGACCAUGCAAUGGUACAAACUGGGCACACUGACUUCGCAAAGCUGAGGUUGAUUGUAUUGACUGAUCUUAAGAAGCUGAGAGGAAUUUGUAAACCGAGAGAGUUCCCAUCCCUUGAGACCCUUCGGGUGGAGGAUUGCCCAAAUUUGAGAAGUAUCCCACUGAGCAGCGCGCGUAGCUAUGAGAAACUGAAGCAGAUAUGCGGUUCGUUUGAUUGGUGGGAGAAACUGCACUGGGAAAACAGUGAGGAGGAGGAGGCGCGCAUGGAGAGCAAGUACUUCAUUCCAAUCUGACAGAAUCCCAAUUUCAAUGGUUUUCGCGAUACAUGCAGCAGCGGCUUACUUCUGUCUUGACACGGAUAAGAGGUCUCUUCUAAAGUUGUUUUAAAUAGGUUAUGUCAAUUGCUGAUUACACUCCUGUGUAUGAUAUUCUGUAAAUUGCUGGUAUUGUUUUUUUUUUGUUUUGACAAAGUAACUGUAUUCCAUUUCAAUCAUUUGUAAUGUGCAUAUAGUCAUUCAACCACAUGUAAAUUGCUGGUAUACUUUCAUGUACAUGAUAUGAUUUGUCAUUUAAACAAUAUAAUAAGGUUCAUAGCUA
Messenger RNA from Brachypodium distachyon (stiff brome), 3661 nucleotides. Its product is annotated as disease resistance protein RPS2. Bases 595 to 3357 code for a protein of 920 amino acids. The transcript is spliced from 2 exons. Gene Ontology annotation, molecular function: protein binding; ADP binding. NCBI's taxonomy places the organism in Eukaryota, Viridiplantae, Streptophyta, Magnoliopsida, Poales, Poaceae. The record is from RefSeq and is a predicted model, not a curated record.